CCUAUACCCAAACUCAGGCUUAAACCCUACAUAGCUUCCGUCCUCCAGAACAAAGAACGUAGUUCUACUUCUACCAAGGAACAACAUACACCGAAUCUCCGCUAACAUGGCCACUUCGAUACUCCUGCGGUCGGCCCUUAGGCGCCCGGAAUUGCAUACUUCUGCUUUAGCUGCUUCGAGAUCCUUGGUGGGAAAUGUUAAGGCAUCCCCUGCUACCUCUCCUUUGUCAAGGAUGUUGACUAGUCUCAGAUACUUCAGUUCAAGGCCACUAGCUGAUGAUGUCAUUGGAAUUGACCUGGGUACCACAAAUUCAUGUGUUGCACUUAUGGAGGGAAAGACUGCCAGAGUUAUUGAGAAUGCCGAAGGAACCCGAACCACCCCAUCUGUAGUUGCUUUUAGCCAGAAAGGAGACUUGCUUGUGGGAGCUACGGCAAAACGUCAAGCUGUGACCAAUCCACAAAAUACACUUUUCGCCACUAAACGUUACAUAGGAAGGCGUUUUGAUGAUCCUCAGACACAAAAGGAAUUGAAAAUGGUGCCUUUUAAGAUAGUCAGAGCACCUAAUGGAGAUGCUUGGGUUGAAGCUAAUGGACAAACGUACUCUCCCAGCCAGGUUGGAGCAUUCAUACUUACUAAGAUGAAAGAGACCGCCGAAUCUUACCUUAACAAAAGUGUGAACAGAGCUGUAAUUACGGUUCCAGCCUACUUCAAUGAUGCUCAAAGACAAGCUACAAAGGAUGCUGGGAGGAUAGCAGGUCUUACUGUGGAAAGAAUAAUUAAUGAACCCACUGCUGCUGCACUUUCUUAUGGAGUCAACAACAAGGAAGGGACAAUCGCAGUUUUUGAUCUAGGAGGUGGUACUUUUGACAUUUCCAUUCUAGAGAUAUCAAAUGGUGUCUUUGAGGUAAAAGCAACUAAUGGAGACACAUUUUUGGGAGGAGAGGAUUUUGACAACACAAUGCUGGAAUUCUUGGUGAGCGAAUUCAAGAAGGCAGAGAGGAUUGAUCUAUCAAAAGACAAGCUUGCCCUGCAAAGGCUGCGAGAAGCUGCUGAAAAGGCAAAGAUAGAACUCUCUUCAACAUCUCAGACUGAAAUCAACUUGCCAUUCAUAACUGCAGAUGCCUCUGGAGCAAAGCAUUUUAAUGUGACUUUGACCAGAUCAAAGUUUGAGACUCUUGUAUAUCACUUGAUUGAAAGGACUAAAGCCCCUUGUAUAAGCUGUCUGAAGGAUGCCGGUGUCUCCACCACAGAUAUAGAUGAAAUUCUUCUGGUUGGAGGAAUGACCCGUGUCCCUAAGGUACAGCAAGUAGUUGCUGAAAUUUUUGGUAAGAGCCCAAGCAAGGGUGUCAAUCCUGACGAGGCUGUGGCAAUGGGAGCCGCCAUUCAGGGUGGUAUUCUACGUGGUGAUGUGAAGGAUCUUCUGUUAUUGGAUGUAACUCCUCUCUCACUUGGUUUAGAAACUAUGGGUGGCAUUUUCACCAGGUUAAUUAACAGAAAUACAACAAUUCCAACAAAGAAGUCCCAGGUCUUCUCCACAGCUGCUGAUAACCAAACUCAAGUUGAUAUUAAAGUGCUUCAAGGGGAGCGCGAAUUUGCAGCAGAUAACAAACUUCUAGGGGAGUUUAAUCUUGAAGGAAUUCCACCUGCCCCUAGGGGGAAUCCACAAAUUGAAGUAACAUUUGACAUUGAUGCCAAUGGCAUUGUUACAGUUUCAGCUAAAGACAAGACUACUGGGAAAGAACAACAGAUAACAAUACGUUCAUCCGGAGGGCUUUCUGAGGAUGAGAUUCAAAAGAUGGUCAAAGAAGCCGAGCUGCAUUCACAGAAGGACCUGGAGAAAAAAGAACUGAUUGAUCAGAGAAAUUCUGCUGAGACAACCAUUUAUAGCAUUGAGAAGAGCUUAACAGAGUUUAGGGAUAAGGUUCCAGCUGAGGUGGUGACUCAAAUACAAUCUGCAGUCUCAGAUCUACGGAAAGCAAUGGAUGGAGAAAAUGUUGAUGAAAUAAAGGCAAAGAUGGAAGCUGCAAAUAAAGCCGUUUCAAAGAUUGGAGAGCAUAUGGCUGGAGGUAGCGGUGGGAAUACCUCUGGAGGGUCUGACCCUCAGGGUGGUGAUGAAGCCCAAGAAACAGAAUAUCAGGAGGUCAGGAAGUAGCAGGAUUAUAGAAGGUGAAUUUUUUGUUAGUUUACCUAAUUGAAGGUAAUCAAUUUAUGUUGAGUCGUAGUCUUUGCGGCAAGCAUGCAAGACAUUGGACCUAUUGGUUUAGACAAUUUGCAGAAUUCUUUCGUCUUAAGACUGCUUGUACAUCACUGUUGGCAUCUGUCACGAAAUUUCUUCAAUACAAUGUUUAAAUGGUACUCA
Messenger RNA from Coffea eugenioides, 2359 nucleotides. Its product is annotated as heat shock 70 kDa protein, mitochondrial-like. Gene Ontology annotation, biological process: cellular response to unfolded protein; protein refolding. The coding region runs from base 107 to 2152 and encodes 681 amino acids. Gene Ontology annotation, molecular function: misfolded protein binding; ATP binding; ATP-dependent protein folding chaperone. The record is from RefSeq and is a predicted model, not a curated record. NCBI's taxonomy places the organism in Eukaryota, Viridiplantae, Streptophyta, Magnoliopsida, Gentianales, Rubiaceae. Gene Ontology annotation, cellular component: mitochondrion; cytoplasm. The transcript is spliced from 7 exons.